Fundulus heteroclitus (mummichog) is the source of this 3528-nucleotide messenger RNA. It is a transcript of the gene cd7al, whose product is annotated as cd7 antigen-like. Gene Ontology annotation, biological process: adaptive immune response. Gene Ontology annotation, molecular function: signaling receptor activity. Gene Ontology annotation, cellular component: membrane. The coding region runs from base 98 to 1183 and encodes 361 amino acids. Lineage: Eukaryota; Metazoa; Chordata; Actinopteri; Cyprinodontiformes; Fundulidae. The record is from RefSeq and is a predicted model, not a curated record. The transcript has 5 exons.
CUUUUGUUUCAUCAGUCUGAACAGCUCGCAUGCAUGCUGUCAUGGUUUACAUCACCGUCUCCCUUCAGAAUCGGUUUUAGUGUCGGUGGCGUUAAGCAUGACUGGGAUCCAGUGUCUGGCUUGGCUGUGGCUUGUGGUGAUCACACAGACUGGGUUUGCUUCUUGCGGCGAGGUUUCACUCGUGGAGCGGCCCGAUGGAGGGUCGGUGCUUGUCCGCUGCCACAUGGAGCCUAGGGACAAGCCGCCCUAUGGCCUUUACCUGAGGCGCACCUGGCUCCAUCCCGCUCAAGUUUUCUUCAAGUACACCAAGAACGACGCCUCUGUGAACGAGUCCUUCAAAGACAGAGUGAGCAUCAGCGGAGACCCGAGCGAUCACUCCGUCAAUGUCACCAUCUCCCAGCUCCGGCCCGCAGACACAGACCGCUACACCUGCGAGUUCAUGGUGGAGAGGAUCGGCUCUGAGGACGAAAAGAUUCAAGGAAACACUCAAAUCUUCCUGCUUGUUACUUCUGAUACCCUGAACUCAGUGGACAUGGACCUGAUAGAGACCUGCGCCGGGGGCUCAGCUGUGCUUCCCUGUCAUACCCCGAAUAGCGAAGGCCUGGCCGUGGAAGGCGUGAUUCUGACCAGGCAAAGGGGCCGAGCCCCCGUGGAGGUGGCCUACCACUCACAGCGGAGCGACAGUUCUCUGUUCCCCACGGAGAGGAUCCAGCUGUCGUCUGCGCCUGGACCUGGUGGCAUCACCUUCAACGUGACCCUGCUGCAGCUCCAGGCCGAGGACAGCGCCGUCUACAGCUGCCAGCUGCUCCUGCGGGGCCGGUCCGACAGCCGCCCCAGUCUAAGGGGUGCAGUGUUCUCUAUUUCUGUGCAAGGCGAACGGUGCAGCUGCUCCAGCUACCUCACGUUGCUCUACGCCUUGUCGGGAGCCGUGGGCUUCCUCUUCCUCCUCCUCCUCCUCGUUGGAUACAAGGUGGUUUUUAAAGGUAAAGCCAAGUCGCACCCCCAGGCGCCCAUCUAUGAGGAGAUGGUCGGGGUGCCGUCUCCCAGCCGAAAACUGGUCCCUCUCCAUCUGCAGGAAGUGGAACCCUCAGAGUACAAGAACUGCCCUGCGAAGAAGGCCGGCUCCAGUAACCAUUAUGAAAACCCCAGUGGGUCUCUCUUUCCUAGGAGGAGGGAUUCUUAGAAAUGACAUGUUACACCAGUAUAAGGGCAACCACCAUUCUGAAAUUCAUGGGACUCUUUCACAUCUGCUUCACUAACUGGCAAAAAUAUAUAUUUUUUGACCUUCAAUCUAAAAAAAAAAGGUAUAUUCACUUUCAUGUUUUUUGUGCCUUUUUGCCACUUUUAAAUGUUUCAGAUCAUCCCAUAUAUUUUAGUAUCAGAAAUAGAGAACUUGAGUAAAUACAAAAGGUAGUUUUUAGAUGAUGAUUUAAUCGAUUAUAGAGAAAAGGCUAUCCAAACCAGCAUGGCCAUAUGCCAUAAUGCAAUUGCACCCCCCUGAUAAAUUGUGAAUCAAUCAAAAUUAACCCAAAUUUUUGGAAAGUGGCUUUCAAUUUCACCAGCAGCUCUGUCUUGAUUACUGUCAGAGCUGUAGAAAAAAGCACACUCACUCAAAAAGCAGCACAUCAUGCCCUGAUCAUGAACCUCAAGAACAGAGGAGACACAAAGUCACUGACAUCUACCAGUCUGGAAAGGGUUAUAAAGCAAAGGCUUUGGGAGUCCAGGGAACCAUAGUGAGGUCUGAUAUCCACAUAUGGAGAAACCAUGGAAGAGUGGUGAAUCUUCUCUGGAGUGGCCAGUCUACAUACAUUUCUCAAAGAGUUCAUGACAACUCAUCCACAAAACAACCCAGAACAACAUCUGAAGUGCUACAGACAACUAAAUCAGUCAGUCUCUGUUAUCAACAAUAACAGAGACUUUUCUUCAGUUUCAGGACCAAACCACUGCUGAGCAAAUGGAACAGAAAGGCUUGUCUCACAUUUGCCAAAAAAACCCAAAAAAAAACAACAACAUCUGGAUUGUUCUCAACACCUUGGGAAAACUUUUUUGGACCUUGUGCCUUGUUACAUCUGGCAUCAAACUAGCUUCAGACCAACAGUCAAACAUUGUGGUGGUAGGCUGAUGGUGCUGAGCUGCUGUGCUUCUUUAGGACCUAGGCCACUUCAAGUUUUGGAGUGGCCUAGUCAAAGUCUACACUGGGACCUUAAAUGGGCUGAAUUAUAACAUUUCUGCAAAAAACAGAGAAACGUAAAAAACUCAUUACCAGUUAUUGCAAACACUUGUUUAAUGUUGCCAGUUUUUAGGUUCAGCAGAAAAAUUACUUCUCAAGACCAGGUCAAUUUCGAUAGCUCUUUUCCUUUGGUAAAUUCAAUAUUUGAAAACUUUAUUUUGUGUUUAAGCAGUUCAUGUGUAUUUAUUUUUUUACAUGUUGUUUGAUGAUCUAAAACAUUUAAGUAUGACAAGAAAAAAAAAAAGAGGAAAUCUGGGAUGGGGCAAAGACGUCCACUGCACUGGACAUAUUUUUGGCAUGUCACGGCCAUCAAAAUUGCAGGAAAAAAAGUUUGGAAACAGUAAACAUAAAAUAAAAAGAAAUUAUCACAUCUGUUCUCUCCAAAUAUGUGUCUGAGUUUGAUUCACCCUUACCAAACCAUUUUGGGUUUAUUCUUUUAUGCGUAGGCUUCCUAAUUUUAAUGUCUCAGCACCAGUUGUUGCCGGCCAGAUGAGUGCGUAGGUGUCUUUGUAACCUUUUGGCUUCCAUGUGACUUAAAAUUUGUCUCUAAUCGGUUACCUAAAGGUUUUGUCGUGGCGAGUGUCCUACCUCAUGCGGUCACAUUAAUUCACCAUGCCUGUCAAAGUCACAGCCCUGGCAGCUUAGACGCACAGGCGCUAAUGUCUCUGACGCAAACGGAAGAGACCCAAAAAAACCACAAAAACUUUUUACCGCCAACCGUCUCUGCCACAAUAUAAAUAAAUAUCAAGAGACAACCCCUUCUAAGGCUGCACAGUUGGAAGCACUGAUGCCUGAAUUUGCAUGUUUCUGUCCACAUCUUUCUGUUCCACAUCAGUUCAAGUCAAAAGGUUCCCAUUUCCUCAUAAUUCAGUACAAAACAUUUGACAUUUCUUGACUCUAUUUUUUGACAUACAAAAAUUACUAAAUUUUCCAGGAGUAUUUAUUUACAUGGUGCGCUAUGAUUUGGUUUUGAAAAAUGACAAGAUGUGAUUCUGCAAAUCCAGCAAUCAGUAAUUAGACAAGAGUGGAUUAAAACUAAAAACAUUUAAAGGAACAAUUUCUAUGUUUAGGUCUGUUACCUGGUCAUCUGUCUCUGUGUUCUCUCUCUCUCAUCAUCUUGGUCAUCUGUUCUGCUAUCACUCUUCAAUCUGGUAUAAAAACGGCUCAGUUAAUCUUCAAAUGUCUCACAAAACAGCUGGAAAGUUUUUGGUCAAAGAUUACUGGGUAACUUUGGGCCAGCACUGUUGACCUGUUUCUCCCUCCCGUCAGAAGGGGUGCUUAGGUUCAAUGGUCUCUCU